GCUGGAUUAUCCGGCGAUACGUGGACGUAUUGUGUCGAGAGGGAACGACUGGCUAGAAAAUCGGAAUGGUUUCGGGCAAUGCUUACAGGUCCGCUCGCACCACCAGUGACGGAUUCGCCGCCGUUGUUGCAACUGCAACACGUUGAUAAGCGGGCAUUCGAUCAUUUGCUCAGGUACCUUCACGACGAACCCGUCAAUUUUAUAUCGGUCUCGACGGCCAGAGCCACGCUCGACGCGGCUCAUCAGUAUCUUUGUCCUGGUCUCGCACGACUCGCCGUGUCGUAUCUCGAGAAGCACCUCGCACCAUCAACGGUGCUCGAGAUUUACCAGGGCCUCAGGCUCUACGCGAACGAUCUGCGGGAGGAAGAUCCCGGUUUUGACGGAUCGCCAAAUUCGCCAUCGGCACCACCGCCGCCUGGGGACGACGCCGGUGUAAUAGCUGACGUGUGCACCAAUCUUCUGCUCAAGUGCCUGUCUGUGAUCGACUCGAAUCCGGCGAGGGUGUUGCAUCAGGAGCACUUUGAGGAGCUCAGUGCCCAGGAGGUUGCUCAAUUAGCACGUCGCGAUACCCUGAACAUCACCAGCGAGUGUAUCCUCUUUUCAGCGUUGGACAGGUGGGCCGCGGCCGAGUGUAGAAGACAGGGUAUCGAGCCUCUGCCAGCCAACAAGAGGGCCGUCCUCACGGACGACGUCUGCUUCAGCGUGCGGUACCUUCUUAUGAAUGACCGGGAGUUUGUCGGCGGUCCUAUGGCAAGCGGUAUCCUGACUAAUGAGGAGUGUGUCCACAUUGUCUCUAAAAUACUCAGGCAUCCCGAGAGCUCGAAAAAUGAUAGCCUUCGAAGUAGCGCAGCUGUUCAUCCGUCCAGAUUAUCCAAUGCGCCCAGGAUCGCAUAUAAACGACAGGAUGAGGAGUGCAACAUGUUGAGGCCGGGUAAAAAGGAGCGACAGGAUAACCGGAAAAAUAGAAGGAGAGAGUGCGCCAGUCAAGGCCAAAGAACUUGCGCUAGAAUAGGAAAUUGCCUCAUACAAAUCUUAGCUUGCGUGUUUGAUUAGACACGCACCAUGAAAUCACGAUUAAUCGCAGAACUUCCAAAUUUUCCCACCGAAAAAGAUAUUGUCUUUCUACGUUAUUUUGUCUUUCGGUUGCAACUUUCGUCCGACAAAUCACCAAAGAUUACCAAAUAAUAAUUCAAAACGAUACAGGAGUCUAAAGGACAUUUAAUGGUCGUCUAAAAAAAUAACGAUACACACACAUGUUUACCUGCACGGCAAUCAAGUCAUAGAAAAUAUUCAGUAUAAUGACGUAACUUAAGUAAAGCUUAUAAAUUGUAGAUAUUCCUCCUUAAUAUUUUUUAUGGAAACGUCUUUUUAUAGAUACGAAAAAAUAUAGUGAUUUUUAUUAUUGCUGGAAUAUCGUUAAACGUUUUUUGCGCAAUCACAUCAGCUAGAAAUGUUAAAAUCAAUAUAUACAUAUACAAUAUAUAUAGGCAAUAUUUUUGAAGGUAAUAGAGAUAUAUUGAAAGGAAGGCUUUUUUAAAUGUUUUUUUAAAGAGGCCAAUUUAGAUCUCCAGCUUUUAUUGGCGAGGUGAUCAUUUCAGAGGAACAAAGAGAUCGCGCACUCAUUAAAAUUUGUCCACCCACGUGAAAUUUUAGAAUUAUCCUGUGCGUCACUUCCAUUAAUGUUAUAAACACUUCGUCAUUUUACACACAUUUUAUCCUUUUUGCUUGCAACUUCGCGCAAGAUCUGUUGCUACUACAACAGCAGUCUUCACUACAGUCGAUGGACCAAGUCAAGACUUUCGCUAUUAUGAGAAAGUGCAUUUAUUAAUAUUUUACAAAUUUUACAAGAAAACGUGACUUCAAGAUUUUGAUUUGAUCAUUUGACAUUAAAAGAACUUACAAAUUAUUAACGGUCCAACGACAACGACACCUUUUUCAUAAGCGCCUUUCCCAAAGAUUUUUUGUAUAAUAAAUUAAUUGUACGCGAGUACAUACGAAAGAGUAUUGUCUAUGUUACAACAAUGUACCUUGUUGAAUGUUAUUACUACAUCUUCGUUGUGUUCAUAUUUGCUGUUCAGAUUAUAUAAUCUUUAAAUUAUUUGUAGUCCGUGUAGAAAUACAUACAGGGUGUUAUGUAAUACCCGCAUC
Molecule: messenger RNA, 2148 nt
Organism: Vollenhovia emeryi
Lineage: Eukaryota; Metazoa; Arthropoda; Insecta; Hymenoptera; Formicidae
Gene: axed
Product: BTB/POZ domain-containing protein 6-B
Exons: 4
Biological process (GO): neurogenesis
Cellular component (GO): cytosol
Molecular function (GO): protein binding
Source: RefSeq, a predicted model, not a curated record